GGUUGGAAGUGAACCCAGAAAUCCCCCUCCAUUCUGCAGAUUUUCGGAUCUGCUCUGCUCUGCUCUGUCCUUCCGCGAGUAGCUCUUGUCGGUGGAGUGCUUCCCGGUUUUUUGGUAAGGGAACGACUAAGAAUCAUCCCUUUAGCCUUAAUUCAAGUUGGGUUACUCUGAUUGUGUUGUGGGUUCUUGAAUUUUGAGGUUUGCCGUGAGUUCCUCCAUUUCUCUCCCCGUCGGCUUCCUUCCCAGCCGGACCCGGUGCUGCUCGCCGGAGUUUCCUGGUACUAAUUAUUCUGCACUCUAGCACUUGGGAUUAGUGUUCUGUUGGUGCGAGUGAGGUAAGUAAAUUAUGGUAAAGCCCUUCGAUUUUAAAGCAUGUUUUCAAUUGUUUUUGAGAUGGUGGCAAGGUUUAAAUUGAUUUUAAAUUGAUUUUAUCAGUAUUUGAGUGUGAUUAAACUGAAAUGGAAAUAAUGAUGAUUUUACGGGAAUUUCUUUGUUUUUCUGGAAUUGAGCAUGAUUGGAAUGAAAUUGUUUUUGUUGCAUUGAGUUGAGCAUGCCUAUUUGGAAUUGACUAAACUGUUUUGAUGGACUGAGAGUUGUAAAUGUUGAGCUUUCUAUUAAAUCCAUGGUCACAUGGAAAUUUUUCGGUUUAUGUCUGAGAUUUGAGAUUGAUUGUGAAUGAUGAAUUUUUUUGGAAAUCCUGCAUGGUUUUGUCUCGGAUAUAGUCAUGAUUACUAUGCCCGCUAGUGGGAGGUUUAUAAACGCUAGCACAUGUCGACAUGUAUUUCUGUAGAACCGGUUCACCCUGCCAAUGGGGUUAAACACUGGCACUACCUGACGCUUGCCAGUGGGAGUGUGUUAAACGCUGGCACUAUCUGACGCCUGCCAGUGGGAGUGUGUUAAACACUGGCACUACCUGACGCCUGCCAGUGGGAGUGUGUUAAACACUGGCACUAUUCCUGACGCCUGCCAGUGGGAGUGUGUUAAACACUGGCACUAUUCCUGACGCCUGCCAGUGGGAGUUUGUUAAACACUGGCCAUGACUUAUAGAUGAGACUACUGAUGAGUUUUAUUAUGCAUGAAUGGUUUAUCAUUGAAAGUUCUAUUACGUUUACAUGGUUUAUCUGGCAUGCUUAAAUUUUUACCAAGGGCUAUCCAUAGUUUACUUACUGAGAUAUUUUAUUUCACCUUGUUUUCCUUGUCCACCAUUUCAGGUAGUGAUACCCGACACAUAAGGAACCGGGGGAGUGACGAGCUAGACGGCUAGGCGUUAUUUGGGACUUAGAUCUUUUGGAGUUAAGCUGCUAGUCUCACAUGGUUGAUAGAAAUAACCAUUUUUGUGUACAAAGUUCCCUUGGUUAUAGCCAUAACUGUUUACAAACUUUGUAUGUCUGGAAUGGUAAAAUUUUUGUAAUGAAAAGUUAGAUUUUACUUGAGUUUCAGAUUUGAAUUAUUCGAAUUGGAAACUAAGAACUCAGUCAGUUCCGAGCCUUGUGCAUUUGUGGGACCCGUCUCACGAGUGCACGGCGUCUGUCGCGCCUCGAAUUCGGGUU
This is a messenger RNA of Rubroshorea leprosula, 1550 nucleotides long. The record is from the annotation of a GenBank genome assembly. Lineage: Eukaryota; Viridiplantae; Streptophyta; Magnoliopsida; Malvales; Dipterocarpaceae.